AUGUGGGUUUCCACGUGUCUUUCCUAUCCAGCAGUCCUUGCCAUUCAAGCAAUUUCAUUUGGCGAGUAUAUCAUUACAGGUAUCGGUUGCAAAAAAUGUCCUUCAGUUGCCAAACGUCCUAUUUUCAGGCCUCGAUAGUUGGAUAACAGUCGACGAGAAGUACAGAUUCAUGGCCUACCGUCUAGUCGGAUUUUCCAUGCUUUGUAAGAAAGCACGCUUUUUUUGAAAAACAUACACUACUCAACAGAAAACUUUUCAGGGCCUCUAAUGUUUCUAAACUUUUUCUCGCUCAAGAAAGUGGCGGGAGCUUUCCAAAUAGUUGCGACGGCCGUAAAAUUGAUAGUGGCGUCGGUGAUCAUUUUCACAGGAAUGUACCAUAUUCUGUUCAAGCACGACACGAAAAAUUUUGAAAAUUCGUUCAAAGGAUCCGAUUGGAACGCAGGAAACCUGGUGUUGGGUGUCUAUUCCGGACUGUUUGCUUAUAAUGGAUGGGAUGUUUUGAACUUUGGCGCAGAAGAAAUUGAGAAUCCACGAAGGUAUGGACAUUUUGAAACUAAGUAUGUUGGUUGCAAAACGACACAUCUUUCAGAACGAUGCCAAUCGCCGCGAUCAGUGGUAUCACAAUCUCGGCAAUUGUUUUUAUUCUGAUGAACGUAUCCUACUUUUCAGUGCUAACUGUUGAAGACUUCAAGAAUUCACCGGCUGUUGCAGUGGUAACGAGAGUUUUAAAAACACACAAAAAUAAAGUUAAUUGCAGACCUUCGCAGAGCGAACGCUCGGAGAUUUUCACUACGCCAUUCCCUUUCUCAUUUCCCUUUUGCUCAUCGGUUCCAUGAACACGACCAUAUUCGCGUGUAGCCGUUACAUGUAUUCCGGAGCCAAUCAAAGUGUAAUGCCGACGCCGUUGCGCCUGAUUCAUUACACGAGUCGGAGUCCAAGAUUGGCGGUUUUCGCCGAAGUUCUAAUAGCGAUUUGCCUCAGUUUUAUCGGAAAUCUAGACCAAAUUAUCAGCUACAUGUCAUUUGCGCUUUGGUCUCAAAGAACUUGCACUCAAGCCGGGUUCAUUUAUUUCAAGCUUACUGGAAAAAUUGACAACAAAGACAGUUUUGUGGUGCCGAUCUUUGUGCCGAUUACAUUUUUCUUGAUUUGCAUUGCACUUCUAGUGAUUCCGAUCACUCAGAACUACCACGUGGCUAUUUACGGACUGAGCAUGACGGCUGGCGGAGCGCUCAUCUACUUGCUCUUCAUUUAUCCUAAAACUUUGCCCAACUUCUUGUACAAAAUUAACGGUAAUUUUUAAAGCAAUAUGUAUAUUUUCAAAGAGCCCAUCUUCAGAUAAACUCGUGAAAUUCGCUCAACUCAUUUUCAAUGCGGUCAUUGAUAAAUUCGAAGUUUUGGAGGAGUAUAUUGAAGAAGCUUCUGUUUUGAAACUCAAGUUUUGA
Molecule: messenger RNA, 1442 nt
Organism: Caenorhabditis sp. 36 PRJEB53466
Lineage: Eukaryota; Metazoa; Nematoda; Chromadorea; Rhabditida; Rhabditidae
Source: the annotation of a GenBank genome assembly